ACCGUACACAAGUGCCUCGGUUGGCAGUUGUGUCAGGCCUGCUACUGCUAGGUGUAGUCAGCUAUUGCAGGGUAUUGGCGGCUCCAACACACUGGGGUUCCUCCGGCGGUCAGUAGCGGUGGCAUGCCUCUUUCUCCCCAAGAGGACCAGGAUGAUCUACUGGGGGACCUCUCCAGACUCCAAAAUAAUCGCCAUGCCUCAGCCAAAGAUUGUCGACAUGGGCUCUGCCUUCAUCCAGACGCAGCAGCUCAACGCUGCCAUGGCGGACACCUUCCUGGAACACAUGUGCCUGCUGGACAUCGACUCAGAACCCACCACCGCUCGCAACACUGGCAUCAUCUGCACCAUUGGGCCAGCCUCUCGCUCUGUGGACAUGCUGAAGGAGAUGAUCAAGUCCGGAAUGAACAUUGCACGCUUGAACUUCUCCCAUGGCACACAUGAGUAUCAUGCUGAGACCAUCAAGAACGUGCGUGAGGCAUGUGAGAGCUUCGAACCAGGUAGCAUCCAAUACCGACCAAUCGGUAUCGCCCUGGACACCAAGGGCCCAGAGAUCAGAACCGGCCUCAUUCAGGGAAGCGGUACAGCUGAAGUGGAGCUGAAGAAGGGCAAGAUGAUAAAGAUCACCUUAGAUGACAGCAACCAGGAGAAAUGCAGUGACGAGAUCCUGUGGCUCGAUUACAAGAACAUCACCAAUGUUGUAGAACUUGGCAGCAAUAUCUACAUUGAUGAUGGACUCAUAUCGCUGCAGGUCAAGGAGAUCGGCUCCGAUUUCCUCAUGUGUGAGAUUGAGAACGGUGGCACCCUGGGCAGCAAGAAGGGCGUCAACCUGCCCGGCGCCGCCGUCGACCUGCCUGCUGUCUCCGACAAGGACAUUCAGGACCUGACGUUUGGCGUGGAGCAGGGUGUUGACAUGGUGUUCGCCUCCUUCAUCCGCAAAGCCGCCGACGUCCAUGCCGUCAGGGCCGUGCUGGGCGAGAAAGGCAAGGACAUCAAGAUCAUCAGCAAGCUGGAGAACCACGAAGGCGUGCGCAGGUUCGACGAGAUCAUGGAGGCCAGCGAUGGCAUCAUGGUUGCCCGUGGUGACCUUGGUAUUGAGAUCCCCACCGAAAAAGUCUUUGUAGCCCAAAAGAUGAUGAUUGGCCGAUGCAACAGAGCCGGAAAACCAAUCACCUGUGCCACUCAGAUGCUGGAGAGCAUGAUCAAGAAGCCGCGACCCACCCGCGCCGAGGGCAGCGAUGUCGCCAACGCCGUGCUGGACGGGGCCGACUGCAUCAUGCUGAGCGGCGAGACCGCAAAGGGAGACUACCCUCUUGAGGCCGUGCGCACACAGCACAUGAUCGCGCGUGAGGCCGAGGCAGCCACUUUCCACAGGAAGCUGUUUGAAGAGCUGAGGCGACACUCACAUCUGACCAGAGACCCGUCUGAGGUGGCGGCUGUUGGAGCCGUGGAGUCGUCAUUCAAGUGCUGUGCUAGCGCCAUUAUUGUUCUCACCAAGACCGGCAGGUCUGCCCACCUUAUCUCCAGGUACAGGCCCCGUGCUCCCAUCCUGGCCGUGACUCGUAAUGCCCAGACUGCCCGCCAAGCUCACCUGUACCGUGGGAUCUUUCCAGUCCUCUACACCGCUCCUGCCCACGACGUGUGGGCCGAGGAUGUCGACAUGCGCGUCAACUCUGCUAUGGAUAUGGGCAAGGUGAGAGGCUUCUUCAAGGAGGGCGACGUCGUUAUCGUCCUGACCGGCUGGCGUCCAGGCUCUGGUUUCACCAACACCAUGCGCGUGGUUCUGGUUGCCUAAGCAGCCAAAACAUGGGUCCACUCCAUCUCUGCCUGUUCUCUGUAUAACACUCCACCAUUGAUUCGCACUGCUCCUAUGUGAGCUAGUAGAACAUUAUACGCAAGCACAUAAAACGAUAAUCAGCGACCAAACAGCCACAAUAACCAUUCCAAGUGGGGUUAUUGGUGGCUUUGAAAAGGUUCAUGUCCCUGUGUCCAUUCCUUUUCAUGUUAAAUUUCCCUCAAUGAAACCAGUCUUCGGGGGCCCAAUCAGAUUGACACACAUCGACCAGAAGCUGCUGUAUUUCAUAAUUUGAGACGCAUUUAUUAAAAUCACUGCCAUUGAUGGCUGAUGAAUUAAAAAAUCCAUGUUAACAUGGAGGACUGGCAUUGAAUGAAUUCAACGUGAUUCCCCCCAAUCUGGUGUAUGCGUGUUUCUGCUCAUUUGGGUGGCGCCGCAUGAACACAAAACAGAUCCUUGUAGUGUUUUGUGUGUGAGUGUAUGAAUUGACUUCUAUGCUUUCAAUGUGUUGCACUCCUAAUCUUUCUCUGCACUGUGUUACAGUCUAUUAUAUUUGACUAUUGUGAAUGGUGUUUUGUUUGGGACAUUCCAGUCUAUUUUGUCUAACUAGAGAAUAUGGACGUCCCCCAUCAGAGCUGGUUACUGUUACGUAGAUGUCAUAUAUCAUUUCCUGUGUAGUUGAUCAUAUAUUGAAGUUGGCAACCUAGAAGUCUCACUUAAAAAUAUAUAUUUUGUCACUUUGAGGGAGGUUGUGAUGUUUAUGUCAGUGGAAGGUGGGUAAUAAAAGUAAGAAUCUCCUCUUUUUUGUUUGUUUUUUUGUUUUUUUGGAAAUCACUUGUCUGACAAGCUGUUGAUUAUCCCACUAGAGCUAUGUGAACGUGAAGAGGUCAUGCGUAGCUGGAGUUCAUCAAUAAAAAGGGCAAGUACCAAAACUC
This is a messenger RNA of Phyllopteryx taeniolatus (common seadragon), 2727 nucleotides long. RefSeq names its product pyruvate kinase M1/2a (gene pkma). The transcript has 11 exons. Gene Ontology annotation, molecular function: magnesium ion binding; potassium ion binding; pyruvate kinase activity. NCBI's taxonomy places the organism in Eukaryota, Metazoa, Chordata, Actinopteri, Syngnathiformes, Syngnathidae. The coding region runs from base 152 to 1792 and encodes 546 amino acids. Gene Ontology annotation, cellular component: cytoplasm. The record is from RefSeq and is a predicted model, not a curated record. Gene Ontology annotation, biological process: glycolytic process.